GCAGGGCUGUGGUACUGCUCUAUGAGACCACCAUUUUUCUGUAGGUGACUGGCUCCAGCACACAUUGCAGGAUGAGUAGUAAGAUCAUAUUUUACGAGGACAGGAACUUCCAGGGCCGCUCCUAUGAGUGCGACACCGACUGCCCUGACAUGCACCCCCACUUCAGCCGCUGUAACUCCAUCAAGGUGGAGAGCGGCUGCUGGGUGCUGUACGAGAAGCCUAACUACACUGGUUACCAGUAUGUGCUGACCAGAGGAGAGUACCCGGACUACCAGCGCUGGAUGGGCUACAAUGACAGCAUCCGCUCCUGCCGCACAUUCUCCUAUACCAGCGAAGGCCCCUACCGCAUCCGCAUCUAUGAGAGGCCUAAUUUCCAGGGUCAGAUGAUGGAGUUUAGCGAGGACUGCGAGUCAGUGCAGGAACAUUUCCGCACCCGUGACAUCUACUCCUGCAAUGUUAUGGAGGGCUACUGGACCCUCUACGAACACCCCAACUAUCGCGGCCGACAGUAUUUCUUGAGGCCCGGAGAGUACCGCAAGUUCAGUGACUGGGGGGCCACCUGCGCCACCACUGGGUCCUUCCGCAGAAUCACAGAGUUUUAACUUUUAUUCACUUUUCAGUCUCAUUUUGUCACCCAUUUACCUCCUGCUGUAAUCUAGCCUAUUUA
Molecule: messenger RNA, 667 nt
Organism: Sphaeramia orbicularis (orbiculate cardinalfish)
Lineage: Eukaryota; Metazoa; Chordata; Actinopteri; Kurtiformes; Apogonidae
Product: gamma-crystallin M2-like
Exons: 3
Coding region: 72-602 (176 amino acids)
Biological process (GO): visual perception; lens development in camera-type eye
Molecular function (GO): structural constituent of eye lens
Source: RefSeq, a predicted model, not a curated record